Solanum lycopersicum (tomato) is the source of this 1293-nucleotide messenger RNA. RefSeq names its product LRR receptor-like serine/threonine-protein kinase EFR. NCBI's taxonomy places the organism in Eukaryota, Viridiplantae, Streptophyta, Magnoliopsida, Solanales, Solanaceae. The record is from RefSeq and is a predicted model, not a curated record. Gene Ontology annotation, molecular function: protein binding.
AUGGAUGUUGUGGAUGCCAAUCUUUUUACUAAGAAAGAACAGAUCACUUCCAAAAGUGAAAUGUGCCUUGCAUCCGUGAUAGAAUUGGCUUUAGACUGCACAAAGGAAAUGCCAGAAUCAAGAAUAAACAUGAAAGAGGUUGUAGCCCUGAAUCUUCCUAAUUUACAGCUUCAAGGCACAAUUUCCCUGUCUUUGGCCAAUUUGUCCUCUCUCAGAGAGCUCAACCUCGAGAACAACUUAUUCCAUGGGGGCAUCUCUUAUGGACUUGGCCACUUGCCUCGCUUGCGUGUGAUUGAUGUUAAAAAAAAUCAGCUCAACGGUAUAAUUCCACCUACUAUUGGAAAUGCCACAAAGUUGCUGAACUUUAGUUUGUCUGUUAAUAGAAUCAACGGCAAUAUUCCUGAGGAGAUCGGUAAUCUGAGACAGCUUGCAGUUUUGUCCUCGACUGAUAAUAAAUUAACAGGUUCCAUUCCUGAAGCACUGUUUCAUAUCUCGUCACUACUUUCUGUAUCUCUGGGAAAGAAUAGCCUGUCUGGUCCUCUCUUGAUUCCAGAGGCUAUUUUUAAUAUAUCUUCGUUGAAUUACAUUGCGUUAACUUUAAACAAAUUCUCGGGGAGAAUUCCAACCUCUGCUGGUCUUCAUCUUCCGAACCUCUUAGGACUUUACUUGUCUGGCAAUGAGCUUGAAGGGGAAAUUCCUCUGCACAUCACAAAUGCUUCCAGGCUUGUAAGGUUGGGGCUAGCAACCAACUUUUUCAGUGGCAGUAUUCCAACUAAUUGGGAAAGUCUUCGUGAUUUACGACUUCUUUUCCUACAUGAUAAUCAUCUUACCAGUGAAUAUGGGUUGCCAUUCUUCCAAUCUUUGGCAGACUGUCGGAUGUUGCAAUAUCUAGAUGUGGGUUAUAAUCCUUUGAAUAGCAUUCCGCCAAACUCAAUAGGGAAUCUUUCAUCUACUAUUGAAUUCUUUGAAAUAAGCGAUGCUCAAAUUAAUGGCCUCAUCCCCACAAGUAUAGGCAACAUGAGUGGUCUUACAACCUUAGUCUUUCAAAAUAACAACUUUACUGGAAAUAUUCUUCUUGAGUUUGGUAAUCUUAAACAACUCCCAGGGUUGUAUCUAAAUAAUAAUAAAUUGCAGGGACAUAUUCCUGAGGCGGUAUGCCAUUUAUCUCAUUUGGGACGAUUAAAUCUGGAAGGUAAUGAGCUCUUUGGUAUAAUUCCAGCAUGUAUAGAAAAUCUUAGCAUGCUACAACAUCUUUAUUUGGAUUCUAAUAAAUUUUCACCAAAAAUUCCGUAG